This is a messenger RNA of Monosiga brevicollis MX1, 702 nucleotides long. RefSeq lists its product as uncharacterized. Lineage: Eukaryota; Choanoflagellata; Craspedida; Salpingoecidae. The record is from RefSeq and is a predicted model, not a curated record. Gene Ontology annotation, cellular component: cytosol. The transcript is spliced from 7 exons. Gene Ontology annotation, molecular function: S-methyl-5-thioadenosine phosphorylase activity. The coding region runs from base 1 to 702 and encodes 233 amino acids. Gene Ontology annotation, biological process: nucleoside metabolic process.
AUGCCUCGCGUUGGUUUGAUCGGUGGCUCCGGCCUUUACAACAUGACUGGCCUCGAGGUCAUCAAGAAAGUCAAGAUCUCGACCCCCUUUGGCGAUCCCUCGGGCGAAUUCAUUAUUGGUCGCCUCGAGGGUGUUGAGUGCGUCUUCCUCCCCCGCCACGGCUAUGGUCACGUGCACAACCCCACCGAGGUCAACUAUCGUGCCAACAUCUACGGCAUGAAGGUUCUGGGCGUGGAGUUUCUCAUUGGCGUGUCCGCCGUGGGCUCGCUCAAGGACGAUAUUGUUCCGGGCGAGGUCGUCCUUGUGGAUCAAUUCAUUGACCGCACCCACCAUCGCCAGCACACUUUUUUCGAGAACGGCUGUGUUGGUCACGUGAGCAUGGCCCACCCCGUGUGCGAGAAGCUCCGUGAAUACCUCUAUGAAUCGUGCGAGGAGGCCUGCUCCAGCGCCAAGGUCAAGUUUCAUGCCCACGGUACCUACGUCAACAUGGAAGGCCCGGCCUUCUCGACCAUUGCCGAGUCUUGCCUCUAUUGCUCGUGGGACGCCGAUGUCAUCGGCAUGACCUGCCUUGCCGAGGCUCGUCUUGCUCGCGAGGCCGAAAUUUCCUACGCCGUCCUCGCCAUGGCAACCGACUACGACAGCUGGCAUCCCAACCACGACAAUGUUUCCGUCGACGCCGUCGUUGCCGUGCUCAAGGUAUGA